AAAUUUAUGGUCAUGCGUGUAAAAAGUGAUAAAGAGUAUGCCUCCACUUUACAGAAUCUUUGUAAUCAGGUAGAUAAAGAAAGCACUUGUCAAUUGGAUUAUAUCAGCAAUGUAUCCAAGUCUUGGUUGCUCGUAGUACAACAAACAGAACAGCUGAGCAAAAUAAUGAAGACACACGCAGAAGAUCUUAAUUCUGGGCCUUUACAUAGGCUUACAAUGAUGAUCAAGGACAAACAGCAAGUGAAGAAGAGUUACAUCGGGGUUCAUCAACAAAUUGAAGCAGAGAUGUACAAGGUCACAAAGACAGAACUUGAGAAACUAAAAUCUAGCUAUAGACAACUAAUAAAAGAAGUAAAUUCUGCCAAAGAAAAGUAUAAAGAAGCCGUGGCUAAAGGAAAGGAGACUGAGAAAGCCAAAGAUCGAUGUGAUAAAGCCACUAUGAAGCUUCAUAUGUUGCAUAAUCAGUAUGUAUUGGCACUGAAAGGAGCACAGUUGUAUCAGCACCAAUAUUAUGACACUACGCUUCCUUUGUUACUUGAUUCACUACAGAAAAUGCAAGAAGAAAUGAUUAAAGCCCUAAAAGGAAUCUUGGAUGAGUAUAGCCAGAUCACCAGUCUUGUUACAGAAGAGAUUGUGAAUGUCCACAAAGAGAUCCAGACUUCGGUUGAACAGAUAGACCCUAAUUCUGAGUAUAACGACUUCAUAGAUACUCACAGAUCUUCAGAAGUUGUUGAACAAGAAAUAGAAUUUGAUACAUCCUUAUUAGAAGAAAAUGAAAACCUUCAAGCUAAUGAGAUCAUGUGGAAUAACCUAACAGCAGAAAGUUUACAAGUCAUGUAAGUUGUCUUUUUCAAAAAUCUCAUCCUUUGGAAAUGCUGUCAUAGUUCAUAUUAAAUGCUUAUUCAAUUCACUGCAUUGCUGUGUUCUCAUUUUUGAGGUCCAUUUUCUCAAAUCAUUAUUUUCAAGCUGUAAACUGUUAGUGAUUUCUGUUCUUAUGGUUCGCUUGCACAACAUACCCAGACCUUCUGAAUACUUGCCAGCACUUUCAAUAUAGUUUCACUUUCUCUGCAGUUAUUUUACACAGUGCCCCAAAUGCAUCAUUAAUCUUCCUUAGACAUUUAUUUACCUUCCCAAAACUGUUUCCACAUUUAGUACUCUAGGAAAAAGUACCAGAAUCCACUGGUGAAGCCAUUGAGUACAGUGAUGUCAUUAGUGACUUAUAUUAUCAUCCAGAGGAAUUUCACAAAUGUGGUAGUUCACUUGAUUUCUGUUUGCUUUUGUUUUCUAAAGGAAGUCCAUUAUUAGAAUUUAAAAUAUAUUAACUUGUUAAAGCAAGUAUACCUUUUGUAUUAUGUUUCAUGGGAACAUUAUUUACAGUGAUAAAAUGCAUAUUUACAUAUUUUGGUUAUUACAUAUUUAAAUGUUUUCAUUAAUUUUACCAGCUUUACCUUUAGUCAGUUGCCACUGGCAUUCAAUUCUUCUGCUGAGGUUAUUAUUCUUAGUGUAUUCUUAUUAUUUUAUCAACUUUAGCUUUUCCAUAAAAUAGCCCAUUGUAGUUGCUUCAAAGAUUAAAAUAUACAUACACAUACAGUUAAUAUUUCUUAUAGCAAUUUAAAACUGUUAAGUGAGAAUAAUGAUUGGUUUGUGGUUCUUUGGUGUCUCUUCUGUAUAUCCAUGCUUGACAUGCUUAUAAGCUAUAGAAGGCAUAACUAGUCCAAGUAAGAUCAGUGGUGAGUUGUGGUUUUUAACUUAUUUUCUGCUUAAUCAAAUUGUUUCUUGUAGAUUAUUCUGAAAACCAAGGUUAUAGGGAAUCCUCAUAGCAGUAAGAUAUUUGGAACACAAACAUUACGGUGUAUCUUCCAUAGAUUAUUCUAAUCCUUAUUUUUCCUCACCGUGAGAGAUUCUUUGGAUUUUUUUCAUUUAUUUUUCAAGGUCACUAACUAGCAUAUCUUUUCAUAAAUUUAUUCUUAAAUAGGUAUUGAAAUAAGUUUUCAAAUGUAAAUUUGUAACUUUCUUUGUUAAACUCCUCUUUCCUUGUACUCAAAGAGCUGCAUCUAUCAUGUCAAAUAAUCCUACAAUAGUUAAAACCCUUUCCUUCUUUAAGCAUGCUUCUAACAUAUUUAUUUAUUUAUUAAUUUAUUUACAUAUUUAUUACCAAACUGAGAUCAUCCCUGAGUAUUUAAACACUGUACAUGUAAAUCAACUUUAGCUCA
Molecule: messenger RNA, 2213 nt
Organism: Centrocercus urophasianus (Greater sage-grouse)
Lineage: Eukaryota; Metazoa; Chordata; Aves; Galliformes; Phasianidae
Product: tyrosine-protein kinase Fer-like
Exons: 6
Coding region: 7-840 (277 amino acids)
Biological process (GO): regulation of actin filament polymerization
Source: RefSeq, a predicted model, not a curated record